Messenger RNA from Gadus chalcogrammus (walleye pollock), 872 nucleotides. RefSeq names its product twist-related protein 2-like. Bases 294 to 872 code for a protein of 192 amino acids. Gene Ontology annotation, molecular function: DNA-binding transcription factor activity, RNA polymerase II-specific; RNA polymerase II transcription regulatory region sequence-specific DNA binding; protein dimerization activity. The record is from RefSeq and is a predicted model, not a curated record. NCBI's taxonomy places the organism in Eukaryota, Metazoa, Chordata, Actinopteri, Gadiformes, Gadidae. Gene Ontology annotation, biological process: regulation of transcription by RNA polymerase II; developmental process. The transcript has a single exon.
ACUGCCAGAUUGGGACUGGCAAUGCGGAGGUGAGAACUUUUACGAGGUAACAAGGCAACGGGACUUGGGGGUGCAGACGUCGGACCAGCGGUAAGGCCAAUGGAGCAUCGACAUCGGCUGUAAGUUAAGAGUGUGCCUGCCUCCUCUCUCUCCUUCCACCGCUUGCGUUACUGGAUGGAUCAGAAGCCGUUGGCUGUACCAUCGUACGUUGCACUAGCGUUGUAGACAUUGCGGGUGUCUGGAUCAGAAGAAGCCAGGGAGGCGUUCUAGGAAGUCGUCCAGAGGGACCUGCCAUGAGAGAAGAGGUGUCCUGCACCAGCUCCCCGGAAGGGGGACUGGGGGCCAGCGAGGAGGAGCUGGAGCGGGGCUCCAAGAAGACCCCGCAGCAGGGGAACCGCAAGCGCUCCCCGUUCCCCAAGAAGGACAGCUUGGGCCGGGGUCCGGAGGAGCCCGUGGGGCUGAGCCCCGGCGGGCUGCUGCCGGCCGCCGGCCCCAAGCGCCUGAAGAAGAGCCCCACGGCGGUGGUCUCGCUGGCGCCCACGCCGCUGGGGCCCGGGCCGGAGCAGCCCUACGAGGACCUGCACACGCAGCGCGUCAUCGCCAACGUGCGGGAGCGGCAGCGCACGCAGUCGCUGAACGACGCCUUCGCCUCGCUGCGGAAGAUCAUCCCCACGCUGCCCUCGGACAAGCUGAGCAAGAUCCAGAUCCUGAAGCUGGCGUCGCGCUACAUAGACUUCCUCUACCAGGUGCUGCAGAGCGACGAGAUGGACGCCAAACUGGCAAGCUGCAACUACCUGGCCCACGAAAGACUGAGCUACGCCUUCUCCGUCUGGAGGAUGGAGGGGGCCUGGGCCAUGUCGGCCAGCCACUAG